UAUGUUCGCACCAAUUUAAUUAUAUUAGUAGUAGAUAAUGAAUUUUUAAUUAUUCAAUAUAUAUUUAUUAUUUCAUAAUAUUUUAUAAACAUAUAAUAUAUAAAAUAAUUUAUAUAUAUAAUGUUCAUCCCGUGCAAGGCGCGGGUCUUAACCUAGUAUAGAAGUAUUACAGGAGAAACAAUUUUUAAAAGCUGUCGAGAAGUACAAGCGCAAACACAUGCGCUAAGCCGCUAAGAUGCUGAAAUGCACGCGUACUAAAACACACGUAUUGUCUUUACUAAAAUGCAAACUCAUGCAUCUAUAUAUAUAUUAGCUGGGAUUCAAACUAAAAUUUGUCAUCCAACUGGUAGACCAGAUAUAGCAUUCAAAUGAUUUUCUUAACGUAGGUCAAUUUGGAUGAAGUUCAAAAGGAGUUGGAUGAAUAAAUCAUUGUAUGGAAUUAAUAUUUUAAAAUUUAACUCCUCAUCAAGAGAUCAAAAAACAUGUCAAUAUUUGUCAUCAAUGGAAAGAGUAUCAAAUCCAAAGAAGACUAAUACCCUCAGGUUCCGCAAACCGCAUGAUGAACACCAGAACAAACUCAGAGGAUAACCCGCAAAGCAAAACAAAAACAUCGUGUUAAUUAUAUUCUUUUUAGAAGCCUAACAAGACCAAUGAUUUGCAACAGACAAGGAAAGUAAACUCUAUAAUUAACUCCAGUUGGCCUUCUACACUAUUUCCGAGGAGAAUUUCUGAUCCUCCCUCACAGUCCUCCGAGCUAAAAAAACCCUAGAGAAACCCUAAGAAAUGUCUACAGGAGGUGGAGGUGAAAAAAGUACGGUUCAGAUUUUCAAAAAAUGUCACAAUUUGCUUACGCAAUUGAUGAAGCAUGAGGAUGGAUGGGUGUUCAAUGUCCCAGUUGAUGCUAAAGGGUUUGGUUUGCAUGAUUACCACACCAUUGUUAAGGAGCCUAUGGAUUUGGGUACAGUGAAGGCUAAGCUAGGGGAAGGUUUGUAUGAGUCGCCGUUGGAUUUUGCUGAAGAUGUUAGACUUUUUACUUUUAACAAUGCGAUUUUUUGGAAUCCUGUUGGGCAUGAGGUGCAUAGUAUGGCUAAGUUUCUGUUGAGCAUGUUUGAGGAGAAAUGGGUUCCUAUCGAACUGCAGUAUCAUAAUCUUCACCGGGAGAUCAAACCGGCUAGUGUUGUAGAGCCUUUACCAGCUCCUACACCUCCUCCGUCUCUUCGGCCUGUGGUGCUUGAGGAUAGGACUUUGUAGAUUUCUGAAUCUAUGACAACACCGUUGGAACCUGAAAUCGUCACUGCUGCCCUCGAGAAGCCUGAAGGAGAUGAGGAGGCGCCUGUUGAUGUUAGGGACCUGAAGAUGGAUGAGAAACGGAGACUCAGUGAAGAGCUUCAGGACUUGCCUUAUGAUAAACUAGAGACAGUUGUUCAGAUUGUGAAGAAGAGUAAUCCGGAGCUCUCUCAACAGGAUGAUGAGAUUGAGCUGGAUAUUGACAGUCUUGACAUCCAAACGCUUUGGGAGCUUUAUAGUUUUGUGACUGGGUAUAAGGAGAACUUGAGCAAUAAAAAGGAGGAGGAUCAGGGUUUUGGUUCAGAAAGAGAUGCUGAAUCUGCUCACAACAUUAUCCAAGAACCGGCAACUGGCACCGAAAGAUCGAGAGUUACUGAAUCAGGGAAAGCUAUUCGCAUGUCUUCUUCUCCUGUUCGGCAAGAAAACAAGGCAGGUGGAUCAAGUAGUUCUAACAGUUCCAGCAGUGACUCGGGAUCUAGCUCUAGUGAUUCUGACAGUGACAGCUCCUCUGGACGUGGAUCAGAUACUGGUAAUUAGAGCUGACAAGUCAAGAUAGUGUUUAGCUUUAGAAUCAGAGCCGUCAUGUUAUUUUCUAAGUCGAUGACUUUGCCCCAAUUGGAUUGUUUUCUGUAUUAGGAUGUUUUACUGUACAGAAGAAUGAACUGUAGAUGUCUUCCUCUAAUCAACAUGCUUGUUCCCUGCGUCUUAAGUGGAACAAAUCAAUUGUUUAGAGCAGUAAAGGAAACUAGAAGGGGCAUUAAGAAGAAUUUAAUGUUUUUCAUAUUAGAAGAAACAGAUUGGUUCUUGGUAUCA
This is a messenger RNA of Brassica rapa (field mustard), 2100 nucleotides long. Its product is annotated as transcription factor GTE5, chloroplastic. Gene Ontology annotation, molecular function: protein binding. The record is from RefSeq and is a predicted model, not a curated record. NCBI's taxonomy places the organism in Eukaryota, Viridiplantae, Streptophyta, Magnoliopsida, Brassicales, Brassicaceae.